AUGGAGCCUUAUGCAGAAGCAAGUUGUGUUUUGAAGGUGAAUGUUCAUUGCCAGUCUUGUAAGAUGCAUAUGCUAGAAGUUCUUGGUUCAGUCUGUGGAAAAUACAAUGUGGACAUAAAUUCUGAAGAAGGGUUAGUGAGAGUGUACGCAUUAGUCGAGCCGAACCUACUAUUGAAGGCCUUAGCUAGAACAGGGUACCACGCGGAGCUGAAAUCGGUCAAGCUCCGCCACCCGGACGUUAGUAAAAACUAUUACUACAAUAGCGGAUACGACCCGUAUAGCCACGGAUACGGGUACAACAGCUAUGGAUCCAUCGAAGACCCGUAUAGCUACAGUCGGGCUUUACCCGACCCGUAUUCGUAUGGUUCGUAUGGUGGACACCAUUCAAAUUACUACCCAUCGACAAGAUCCAUGUCUCCGUACCAUCAUGGGUCGAACCUGUACCAUCACGGGUCGAACCCGUAUUACUACGGGUCGGCCUACCCGCAAGCAAGGUACGUGCCAUCCUACCCACCCAAAGAGUACGACCCGUAUGCUGAUGAACCGACCAAUUUUUGCAGUAUAAUGUAG
Molecule: messenger RNA, 570 nt
Organism: Erythranthe guttata (spotted monkey flower)
Lineage: Eukaryota; Viridiplantae; Streptophyta; Magnoliopsida; Lamiales; Phrymaceae
Molecular function (GO): metal ion binding
Source: RefSeq, a predicted model, not a curated record